GACUGGGCUCAACUCGGAGCACGCGUAAAAGCUGUAGACUUCGCCUUCCUCAUCGUUCGUCGUCUUCAAGUCGGAUUUGAGAGUACCGAAAUGGCUCCUCCGGCAUCAGAUCCGGCGAAGAUGCAACAGAUCCAGCAAUUCCUAUCCUCCGUGCUCUCUCAGCGUGGCCCAUCCGCCCUCCCGUACGCCGAGACCACCAAGUGGCUAAUCCGGCAACACCUCCUAAACCUAAUCUCUUCCUACUCCUCCCUCGAGCCCAAAACGGCGACGUUUACGCACAACGAUGGCCGCUCCGUGAUCCUCCUCCAAGCCGACGGCACAAUCCCGAUGCCUUUCCAAGGCGUCACCUACAACAUCCCCGUCGUCAUCUGGCUCCUCGAGUCUUACCCUCGCCAUCCUCCUUGCGUCUACGUGAACCCCACGCGCGACAUGAUCAUCAAACGCCCUCACUCCAAUGUCUCUCCUUCCGGCCUCGUCUCCCUCCCUUUUCUCCACAACUGGGUUUACCCUAGCUCCAAUCUCCUCGAUCUCGCCUCUCAGCUCACCGCCGCCUUCUCCCGUGAUCCGCCGCUUUACUCUCAGCGCCGUCCUCAGCCGCCGAUCGGAUCGGGAUAUCAGCAGCCAUCGAGGCCUUUUCCUCCUCAACAGCAGCAGCAGACGGAUGACGCGGCGGAGGUCUACAAGAGGAACGCGAUCAACAAGAUGGUGGAGAUGGUUCACGGCGAUCUCGUCUCGAUGAGGAGGGCAAGAGAAGCGGAGGCGGAAGGAUUGCUGAGCUUGCAAGCCGGCCUUAAGAGGAGAGAGGAGGAGCUCAACAGGGGUUUGCAGGAGAUGGUGAAGGAGAAAGAAACAUUAGAGCAGGAGCUACAGGUUAUCUCCAUGAAUUCCGAUUUCCUCGAUUCAUGGAUCAGGGAGAACAAAGGGAAAGCCGAGAAUUUGCUAGUGGAUUUGGAUGUAGAUAAUGCCUUUGAGUGUAAUGAGACACUGUCCAAACAGAUGUUGGAGUGCACUGCAUUGGAUUUAGCCAUUGAAGAUGUUGUUUAUUCGAUGGAUAAAUCGUUUCGUGAUGGGUCGUUACCAUUUAAUCAGUAUUUGAGGAAUGUGAGGUUGCUUUCGAGGGAGCAGUUCUUCCACCGAGUCACGGCUGAGAAAGUUAGGGCGACACAGAUAGAGGCUCAGGUUGCUUCGAUUGCAGCUAGCUUGCACUCUUCUUGAUCACUGGCAAGAUAUUCGUCACUUUUUGCUGAUUACUAAUUAUACUCGAUUACUGUCUAUAGCCACCAGUGCAUAUACAAAGUUGAAUUGAUCAUACAUACUUUGGGUUACCAUUCUCUUUGAUCUUAUAUAAUGAAUGAAUUGGUUUGGGAGUUAUGUUUUCCCUGUCUGUCA
This is a messenger RNA of Eutrema salsugineum, 1389 nucleotides long. Its product is annotated as protein ELC-like. The transcript has a single exon. Gene Ontology annotation, cellular component: ESCRT I complex. The record is from RefSeq and is a predicted model, not a curated record. Gene Ontology annotation, biological process: protein transport; protein modification process; endosome to lysosome transport. Lineage: Eukaryota; Viridiplantae; Streptophyta; Magnoliopsida; Brassicales; Brassicaceae. Bases 91 to 1215 code for a protein of 374 amino acids. Gene Ontology annotation, molecular function: ubiquitin binding.